UCGAGUUCGAAUUAUCGAUGUUGUCGGUGUUUAUUGCCAGCCCUACACUUUGCCCUGCCAACAAAUUCGUGGAUUGGAAAUAAUUAUAAUUAAAAACUAUUUUAUAUUUAUAUUUUGUAUUCUAAAUCGUCCAAGACGGUUAACUUACAAGAAAUAACUAUUUUGCUUAAGAGGUUGUCGACAAGUUUACCUUCGUGGCAAGUGAACGGCAACAAUAACUGCAUGGCAAUGGAAUUUUUGUUCGGUUCACGUUCAAGCAAAACGUUUAAACCUAAAAAGAACAUACCAGAGGGCACGCAUCAAUAUGAUCUCAUGAAGCAUGCAGCUGCGACACUUGGCUCAGGAAAUUUACGCAACGCAGUCGCUCUGCCAGAUGGUGAGGAUCUCAACGAAUGGGUGGCCGUCAACACCGUGGAUUUCUUUAAUCAAAUUAAUAUGCUCUAUGGCACUAUUACGGAGUUUUGCACGGAGGAAAGCUGUGGCAUAAUGUCGGCUGGUCCGAAAUACGAAUACCAUUGGGCAGAUGGUUUAACUGUAAAGAAACCUAUCAAAUGCAGCGCACCUAAGUAUAUUGAUUAUCUAAUGACCUGGGUGCAGGAUCAAUUGGACGAUGAGACACUGUUUCCAUCAAAAAUUGGUGUACCAUUUCCAAAGAACUUUCUUGCCUCCGCUAAAACCAUACUGAAGCGGCUGUUCCGCGUCUAUGCGCAUAUCUAUCAUCAGCAUUUCUCCGAGGUGGUGACGCUGGGCGAGGAGGCCCAUUUGAAUACGUCCUUUAAGCAUUUCAUAUUCUUUGUCCAAGAGUUUAACCUGAUUGAGCGACGCGAACUAGCGCCACUGCAAGAGCUCAUCGAUAAGCUCACAGCAAAAGAUGAACGGCAAAUAUAGGAAUCACUGCAAUCGGUGGACAGUGCCACCAGUGUCAAUAGCGGCAAUAGCUUGCAAUUGGACUUGUGAUGGGCGGGCGCAACUGCGCUUUACUCUCAAUUGCGUAUUGUCGCUAUAGAUAUAAAUAUAUAAUACGCUUUAGUUAGUUACCGCCUUUCCGUUUCUCGUUUAUAGCUUUUAAGUUUUGUUCAGUGCUUGAUGUGGUCCCACUAAAACUAUCCCUGAUAGUGUGCUGUUUGCGAACAAUAUGAUGAGCAACAUCUACUAUAUAUAUUUUUAUAUGUGACACGUACUUUUAAGAGAUAUAUAAAGCAUAUUUAUAUUUAUAUACGUAUGUACAUUUAAAAAAGCAAACAAAAUAACAAACAGCACGCAUUGAUACACUAACAAAUCCUGCUUAUAAACAACAUUCUGUUCACAAA
Messenger RNA from Drosophila hydei, 1310 nucleotides. It is a transcript of the gene mats, whose product is annotated as MOB kinase activator-like 1. Lineage: Eukaryota; Metazoa; Arthropoda; Insecta; Diptera; Drosophilidae. Gene Ontology annotation, biological process: hippo signaling; positive regulation of protein phosphorylation. The transcript is spliced from 3 exons. Gene Ontology annotation, cellular component: nucleus; cytoplasm. Bases 223 to 888 code for a protein of 221 amino acids. Gene Ontology annotation, molecular function: protein kinase activator activity. The record is from RefSeq and is a predicted model, not a curated record.